This is a messenger RNA of Teleopsis dalmanni, 1391 nucleotides long. Its product is annotated as tubulin-specific chaperone A-like. The transcript has 4 exons. Bases 585 to 1319 code for a protein of 244 amino acids. NCBI's taxonomy places the organism in Eukaryota, Metazoa, Arthropoda, Insecta, Diptera, Diopsidae. Gene Ontology annotation, molecular function: beta-tubulin binding. The record is from RefSeq and is a predicted model, not a curated record. Gene Ontology annotation, cellular component: cytosol; microtubule cytoskeleton. Gene Ontology annotation, biological process: tubulin complex assembly; post-chaperonin tubulin folding pathway.
UUAUUUCCGGUUUUAAGAUGUCAAUAUAAAUGUAGUAGCCGCUGUACACAUGACAAAUGUCAAUAUAUGGCCGGGCAGCAAAGAUGAGUCAAUUUCAUAAACAAAAGGCGUUGCGAAGUGCUUUGUUUUAGAACCAGGUUCAUAUUUUUUAAUUGAAAUCUGCAUUUAAAGUAUUAAAAGAAUAAAUUAUGGCUGAUCCACGCAUAAGACAAUUGUUUAUUAAGACGGGUGUUGUUAAGCGUUUGACAAAGGAAAAAACGGUUUGCGAAAAAGAAAUUGUGACCGAACAAACUCGCUUGGAAAAGCUCAAAACUAGCGGUGCAGAUGAUCACAGCGUAAGAAAACAAGAGGAAGUUAUACAAGAAUGUUUAAUGAUGCUACCAGACGCAAUAAGAAGAUUGCAAAAGGAACUUGAACAGCUUGAAAAGAUGUUGCAAGAUGAACAAGAUUUAAAUGAAGCAAAAGAGUAUGCAACUGCAACACAAGUAAUUAGUGAAGCUAAAGAAGUUCUCAGUCACAAUCUGUAAAGUGUAAAAUAUUAGUAAAAGUAUUAUAAAAUAAUAAAUUAUAUAUUGUAUUUCACCAUGAAUUCCUUACAUUUAAGCAAAAAAUCAAAAAUAAAACUUUUAAAAAUACAAAAUGUUAUAAAGAAUAUCAACUAUUUAGAAGAAAUCGAAAAGGGCAAUAAGCCUAUAAACUCAAAAAAACUAAAAAAAUUAAUACAAAAAACUUCACGAUUUCUCGAUGAAUUAGAGAAGCCUAAUAAACGAAAAAAAUUUCACAAACUUCAAAAGAAUAUAACAGUAGUGCCAACAAAUUCCCAAAAUACAUCAAAGCUAGUUUUAUCCAAUAAAAGUGAAAUUACCACAUGCAAACAGUCAAGUACAACUCAUAAGUCUGCAGUUAAGAAAGAACAUCAUCGUCUUCGGAUUUGUUAUGAGGCUAAUCGUUUUCUACGUACAUUUAAUUUAUUGAAAACUUUACAUUUAAAACGCAGCAAAGAUCCCAUAUCCACGCAAAGGUUCGGUGCAAAACUAAAUCGAUUACAAUCCCAAUGGUCAACAAUUUUACAGGAAAACACACCAUGCACAAGAGCAAAAUACAGUGUAGAGGACCAAUGGAAUGAAACAAUUUUUGGCACAUCAUUACUAACAGAUUUUGGUAGACCUCAAAAGCUCGACAAAUUUUUACAUAUAAGACGUGUAUGGGAUUCUUAUCUUGUGCCGUUAAAAAACCAACACGGUUCUUCAAUACCUAUCGGCUGGGUUUUACCUAGAGAAGAUGCAGAUGAUCGUUGGCUUCCAUACAAAUGCACAUAACAAAAAUUUUCUUACUAAUUUGCAUUUACUAAAUUUUGUUUACAUUAAAUUUUGUUAAUUCAAUAAAUAUUA